AUGGGAAGAACUCGGGACGUUAGUUCUGCACAACGUGGAAGGAAGACAAUAAGAUCACGUCCCCCAGACGUACACUACACAUGGAACAGGGGCGGCCGUCUGAAGGAAAUUCGGAUAAGACACAUUGCCAGGAAGUACCUGCACAUGUGGAUCAGAAACACCUUUGGUCGGGUGAAACCUUCUGUUGCAAGAGUGUUACAUGAGAAGAGGCUGAAGAAGAAAGCCUUCAGUGAGUGGAAGGACAUGUGGUGGGAACUCAGGAAGGAAUGGAAACUCCUCAUCAGAGCUGAGUACCACAACAGAUACCGGGUGGCUAGUGUUGUAUGGCAGGCUUGGAGACAGUAUGUAAAAAGACGAAGAGUCCGGAAAGCCAAAAUGGCCUUGGCUGUUGAGCAUGACAGCAAGAAGCAUCUGGAGGCAGCAUGGGAAGCCUGGAGAAUGUACGUGCAAGUUCGCAGGACCAAACUUGUCAUGUACAGAGUAGCAGCAAACAGGGCAAACCUCUGUAUACAAAGACGAAUGUGGAGAACUUGGCAGGCCAGACUGAUACAGGCUAGGGAAGAGGAAGAACAGAGACUCGUGGCCCUGCAACACUGGGCUUAUGUCCUCACACUAAAUACCUGGCAGAGAUGGGUCAAGGCACUGCAACAGAGAAAGCAGGAGAAGCAGAAAAUGGAAACAGCAAAACGUCUACAACAUCAGAUCAUCACCAGGCGGUGUCUCACUGCCUGGCAGAUGUACCUUACAGUCAGAAGGGACAAAAGACAGAGAAGAGAGAAUGGGCAGGGACAAAUGGCCGAAGAGGAUCCUCACACUGGAUGUGGAGGGUCCAAACCCCCGUGGCCGCCCUAG
This is a messenger RNA of Branchiostoma belcheri (Belcher's lancelet), 852 nucleotides long. Its product is annotated as protein SFI1 homolog. Gene Ontology annotation, molecular function: phosphatase binding. The record is from RefSeq and is a predicted model, not a curated record. Bases 1 to 852 code for a protein of 283 amino acids. NCBI's taxonomy places the organism in Eukaryota, Metazoa, Chordata, Leptocardii, Amphioxiformes, Branchiostomatidae. The transcript is spliced from 8 exons.